This is a messenger RNA of Bacidia gigantensis, 2895 nucleotides long. RefSeq lists its product as uncharacterized. Gene Ontology annotation, cellular component: cytosol. The record is from RefSeq and is a predicted model, not a curated record. The transcript has 5 exons. Lineage: Eukaryota; Fungi; Ascomycota; Lecanoromycetes; Lecanorales; Ramalinaceae. Gene Ontology annotation, molecular function: Hsp90 protein binding; telomeric repeat DNA binding. Gene Ontology annotation, biological process: telomere maintenance via telomerase; protein stabilization. Bases 1 to 2895 code for a protein of 964 amino acids.
AUGGAUGGUCUGUUGAAUCCAGUCAGUACCAAGGACACGCGCAAGGCGCAAAGCCUUGACAUUACACCCGCACUUCCAUCAACCUUCCCUGAGCCAGCACCAACAGCUCCAUCAUCGAUUCCUUCACUAGAAACCGCAUUACAGACACUGACUUCCCAACCUACCCAGUCUAGACUCGCUUCAACUCUCAAGUAUCUCUCAACAACUAUAUCAGCCAGGUCAAUACCUGGAUCGAACAUCCUCCUGCCCAGUCCAAAAACCGCACCCAUUGUUUUUGCCUUAGUCAAUCAUGUUGUUCCCAAUUUCUGGCCGGCUCUCAAAAACGCUUCUGAUGCUACCACGAGGAAAGUCAGGGACGGUUUGUUUGCGUGCUUGCGUAGUAUUUCUGGCGGAGGAGCUAUUCUAGCCCUAUUGCGCGGUGAGAUUGAUGCAUUCAAGGCUGGUGGGAAGGGGAAGGCGGAUACUCAGAAGGCUGAGGUGAUUCUUGAUUUUCUUGAGGGUUUGUUACAUGAUGAUGAACUUCUGGCUCAACUGUGGCGGGAUGUGCAUACCUUCGAGACACAGCCUGUUAGGGCUGAUAUGCUUUGGAAGGAAGUCGUGAAGCUGUUUGCAGGCGGAACUUUCGUUUCCGUUGUCGCUGAAAUGGAGUCUGUGCUGAGGGAGAAAGCUGAGGGUAUCCGAGAGCCUACUUGGAUUAGCGAUGGACGUCGAUAUGCCGAAUGGCUGGGCACUAAUGUGCAGCAUAUGAUUGAGGUGGUUGACGUUGAGGAUCAAAAGGCGUUGAAAGACGUCCAGCAGGUAUUGAGCAAGACGUUCACACUGGGGCAUUCAGUUCAAGUGGUUGCGAAAGCUUUUCAUCCUUUACUCUCUGGCGACGAGGCUUCAUUGCCAAGGAUCAGGGUUGUCUUGAGAGAGUUUCAGAGCUACGAUCAGAAACUUGCACUUUACUCCUCCAUUCAAUCUCUAUCAACACAGUCUCUUAGAGAUGAUGAGCGGCUCAUUGGCGCAGUUGGGGCUUUGGUCUCUAAGCUGUGCGGUAAUGUUAUCGAGCUACAGCAUCAUUUAGGAACAUGGCUUGUGGGUUCCUCACCAGAAGCAAUCAAGCAUAGUCAUAUUACACACCGCGCGAUUGUUCUAGCUCUCUCUGUAAAAAUCAUGCAUUUGAAGUCUGCUUUGUGGAAGGCACUCGAUUCUUAUAGCGACAAGCUGUUCAUCAAGCACAGCCCUUUGCUACACCAAGAAGCGAACGUGCAGAUCCUGCUUUUGUUGGCAGGUCAGAUCCAUCGGACCGACAAGAAAUUUCUUUCAACAGUAUCAAAGUCUAGCCCCUAUCUCAGCGGAAUAUCAAAUCAUCUUGCAGCAUCGUCUCCAAAAGCAAGGUUCCUUGGCAUGGUCUUCGGGUCUUCGAUUUCGAACAUCGUUGAUGAAUCUGGCAAAAGGCUUGACUUCAAGUCAGAAGACUCAAGUAGCGCUGAGUGGCGAUGGUACAUGGGUCUCAUCAAUCUUCAAGACUCAAUGGGUUCUAUCUCGGACUUGAAAUUCACAGCAGAGAAGCCUAGGACCAAUCAAGCCAAGAAUAUCUCCCGUCCAGUGUCAACGGUAGGCUUGCCCUCGAGACCCUCAAAAAUUGGGCAAAGUACCAAGGUUUUGAAGAUCGAAGAAGUUGAGGAUGUCUCAGAGUCAGACGAUGAUCUUCCAAUAUAUGGGAAACCUGACUCGGACCCUGAGGACGACGAUGAUGAUCCAGAGCUUGUGCAACGUAACAAACCCAUAGCACCUGUCUAUAUUCGAGACCUAUCAUCUGGCUUGCGAGAUACGGAGAACUAUGACCGCCAUACAUUGGCUUUGAAUCAGGCACCAAAUCUUAUCAGGCGAAAGAUAGGUUUUGGCACUGAGGUCUCAGAUCACAUCGAGGAUCUUGCUUCUACUAUUGUUGGACUCAAGGACCGAUGGGAACUUGACAAUUUCGCCAAAUUGCGCCUUGAAGCGAUGCUUGCAACCGUCCUUGCGGAUCCCAUCAGGAUGGGAAAGUGGUUUGCUCAGUCAUUCUACAAUGGCGAUUACUCUCUGAGUCAAAGAGUUUCAAUCCUUACAGCCCUCGGCCUUGGAGCUCGCGAGAUAGCAGGCAUGAGAAACAGCGAAAACGCUUUUGCUUCAACGACUCCUUCCCCAGAUAACACAUUCCCAUCAAAGCGCCUUCCCAGCAAACUGCAUAACCAUUACGCUCUUGAUGCGGCACCGCUGGACGCUCUCUCCACACAAAUCUCGCGUACCAUGAUCCAACCCCUUGCUGCAACAGCAGCAGAUGCGAUCACCGGCCCAAAUAUCCUAAAAGUCCGUACCUUCUCCUCGCGCAUGGAAGUCGAAAAAAAGAGAUCUCGCCCUACGUCCAACGCCCUCGCCAAAAUAGUUGCCGAUUCAUUCUUCUUCCCCCUGACGGGCCGUUGGCAAGUCCACACGCACGCCUUCGGCGACAACGCGCCUCAAGCCUCGCCUAUGCUGCUCGCGCAUUUGCUGAAGACGCUGAGCUUGAUUUUGCAUGCCGCCGGUCCGGCUACGGUGGCGUUGCCGCAGAUCACAAGCGAGUUCUGGGCAUUUUUACUUUCGAUCAGAGCAAAGGUGGACGAUAAGAGUGUCCUUGAGGCUUUGUUGUUUGCUUUGUUGACGCUUCUGGAUGUUAAUCAGGAAAGUGGACAGAGAAGAGUGGCGGAGGAGAAUGCAAGGGAGCUUUUGGAAACGCAAGGUUGGGUGGGUGAGCUGUUAGAGAGGAUGAGUGGAGGAGGUGAGGAGGAAGAGAGGUGUCGGAUGUUGGCUGCUGGGGUGUUGGUGAGGUGUAGGGAAGUGGUGGAGAAACAUCAGAGACUGAUGGUAGGGGAUAUGAUUGACUAUAGCUGA